Molecule: messenger RNA, 690 nt
Organism: Phaeodactylum tricornutum CCAP 1055/1
Lineage: Eukaryota; Bacillariophyta; Bacillariophyceae; Surirellales; Neidiaceae
Exons: 1
Coding region: 1-690 (229 amino acids)
Molecular function (GO): protein binding
Source: RefSeq, a predicted model, not a curated record
AUGAUUAUGCCACUGCCGGUAGCGGCUCCGCUUCCCACUACCCGAGAGUUGGCCGCCCGUGCGAUCCUCUCCACCAGUGCUCUCGUAAGUCAAGUCCCCGUCCAUCCAGCAGUCUCCGUGACACAGCCGCAACAAAAAGAAGAGCCACUCCCAGUAACCCAACUGAAGGCUAUUUUCGCACGAUCCGAAACUGGUCAGAAGAUCUUGCAAAGACCGAACCGAUGCAUGUUCAGUAAACCCAGUCCCGAAGCCACGGACGCCUACGAUUUGGAAGUCGUCAAGGCAAUACGGAACAACGAAAUCGAGAAACUGCGUGCACUCCAAAGAAAUGGAAAAAGCCUAGAUGCUUGCAAUCGAUUCGGCGAGUCCCUCAUCCAUAUGGCCUGUCGACGGAGUGAUUUGGGCAUGGUCAAGUUUUUAGUCGAAGAAGCCGGAGUCCGAGUGGACGUCCGGGACGACUUUGGCCGGCUCCCACUCCACGAUGCCUGUUGGACAACGUUGCCAAAUUUUGCAGUUAUGGACGUGUUGAUCAAAGCUAGUUCACCUGCGCUACUCCUUUCGGAAGAUGUACGAGGGCACACACCUUAUCACUACGCUAGGCGAGAGCACUGGACCGACUGGGUUCAGUUCCUGAAUGACAGGGAUCAGCUUAUUACCCAGAGACUAUGUGCCGCCAAAAUUUUGGGGUAA